Glycine soja is the source of this 1293-nucleotide messenger RNA. RefSeq names its product aspartyl protease AED1-like. NCBI's taxonomy places the organism in Eukaryota, Viridiplantae, Streptophyta, Magnoliopsida, Fabales, Fabaceae. Gene Ontology annotation, biological process: proteolysis. Gene Ontology annotation, molecular function: aspartic-type endopeptidase activity. The record is from RefSeq and is a predicted model, not a curated record. The transcript is spliced from 3 exons. The coding region runs from base 1 to 1293 and encodes 430 amino acids.
AUGGCUGAAACUCAGAAUAAGAAUGGGGUCAAUAGAAAAGCAUCAUUGGAGUUGGUGCAUAUAGAUGGACCAUGUUCCCAUAUAAAGCGUGACAAUGUUGAUAAUGAGAACAAUUUUACGAGGGACUAUGAAAGGGUGAAGUACAUUCAAUCCCGAAUUUCUAAGAAUAAUAGUUUCAAUGAUUUGGAUUCAUUUACUACCAUACCAACUAACCCAGGUCCUCCACUUUCGACUUUGAAUUACAUUAUUGAUAUUCGUCUUGGGACGCCGGAGAAAACCUUGCAAAUGGUAUUUGAUACGGGCAGUCAUCUCACAUGGACCCAAUGUUAUCAAUGCAAGUCAUGCUAUAAACAAGCCAAUGCAAGAUUUAAUCCAUUAAAUUCUUCAACAUAUGAGGCUUCAGAUUGCUUAGAUGAUACAUGCGAAGAACUCAUAAGCAGUGGACAAGGUCUGAGUUGUAGUAAGAAUGUACAUCUAUGCCACUACCGUAUCUAUUAUGGUGACAGAUCCUCUAGCAGGGGCUUCUUUGGCAAGGAUCGUCUCGCCCUAUACAGCAACCUCUACCCUACCAAGCCCGGCAUCACUGAUGAAUUCUACUUCGGUUGCGGCAUAUUGAUGAAGGGAAAUUUUGGUCGCACUGCAGGCAUUUUUGGCCUUGGCCGCGGAGAGCUCUCCUUUAUGUCUCAGACUUCGUCACAGUACAUGGAAACCUUCUCCUACUGCAUCCCCAACAUUGAUAACGUGGGCUACAUCACCUUUGGCCCUGACCCUGAUGCUGACCGCGACGAGAGAAUCCAAUACACCCCUUUAGUCAACCCUCAAGCUGGCCUAUCACAUUACGCUCUCAACAUCACUGGCAUCGCCAUCGAUGGUGAUAUACUCAUGGGCCUUGACUUCAACCAAAUCGACCACGGCGGCUUCAUCAUCGACUCCGGCUGCGUCCUCACCCGCUUACCCCCCUCCAUCUAUGCCAAGCUCCGCUCAGUGUAUCAACAACGUAUGUCCUAUUAUCCCUCCGCGCCCAAGUACAUUCCAUUUGAUACGUGUUAUGAUCUUAGUGGAUUUCAUUAUCCGAUUCCUGAAAUGUCAUUCGUGUUUCCCGGUGUCACAGUGGACCUUCCGCGGGAAGCCACUUUCCAUGAGAUCAAACCAAAGCAAUAUUGUUUGGCAUUUAUGCCCAAUGAAUAUGAUAGUCAAACUAGCAUAUUUGGGAACCUCCAACAAAAGACCCUUGAGAUUGUGCAUGAUAACCUGGGUAAUAAAGUAGGAUUUCGUCCUAAUGGUUGUGGUUGA